Quercus lobata is the source of this 1270-nucleotide messenger RNA. RefSeq lists its product as uncharacterized. The transcript is spliced from 6 exons. The record is from RefSeq and is a predicted model, not a curated record. NCBI's taxonomy places the organism in Eukaryota, Viridiplantae, Streptophyta, Magnoliopsida, Fagales, Fagaceae. The coding region runs from base 86 to 916 and encodes 276 amino acids.
CACAGUGACACCCCUAAUUUCAUUUCAUAAUAAUGCUCCAAAACCCUCGAAGAAAAAAGCCUGAAGCAGAAGCAGAUUGAAAGAAAUGGUGGAAGACACAACACUAUACCAACAAUUGCACAAGCUAAGUGGGAUAAAAUCAGAAGAAGCACUUCAUCACUUACUUUCCACUCUUUGGAACAGCAGACGAACCGGUCUCCGCCCUCCCGAAAAGUCCCACCUUCACUCUCUCCUCAAUCUUCCUUCUCUCCCCGAACUCGACCCAUUGUUGGCGUGUCUUCGUUCACUUAUCAGAAAAUGUGCACAUGACAACGUAACUGGCGACGAACUUCUGAAGCAGUUCCCACCGGACCUUCCUAUUGAUCUCCAAACCACUCUCGUCUUGUCUUUCCAGAAGUUUCACAAUCAGUGGAAACAGGAUUUAUCCACUCAACAGGAUCCAUUGCCAAGGAAUAAUAGUGUUUCCUAUCAAGUGAGAACAAGUGUUCCUCCUCCUUCUUUCGCUUGUUUGCCAUCUUCAGAGAUUUCUACUACUUCUACUGUUACUCCACUAUGGCCUCGGCAAGAUGAUCCCAUUGCUCGACUCAAUCGGGAUGAUCUUGGGGCUUUGGCACCACUUGUUGUUGACACAAAUGCCUCUGCCACUCUUCUGGACAACCUGGGAACUCUACCCCGCCUUAAGUCAAUGACUUGGACGAUGCAGAAUUGCAGCUCAGCACCAGCUAAUAGAAUAGCUGUCAUCAGCCUUAAGUUGCAAGACUUCAGCAAGUCUCCUUUAGGUGAAAUGGAGGUGAAGUUUCAGCUAACUAGAGACACACUUGAAGCUAUGUUGAGAUCAAUGACCUACAUUAGUGAACAACUCUCAAACAUGGUUGGGAGUUCAUCAAUGCCAGCACAUAAGAAGCAAAGGCAAUAAAUUACGUUGUCUCCUGACUCUCCUCUCUCAUCUCCCCCCCCCCCCCCCCCCCCCCCCUUUUUUAUUUUUCCUUAACUGGCAAUGCCAUCCAUGCCCUAUCUGUACUUAAUAGUUUUCUAAUGACUUUCUAAUUUAUAAUGCCAUCCAUGUCUUAGAUUAGCAAAUACCAAAUCUGAUUCAAGUCAGCCAGAAUCCCCUCCACCUUGCUCGUGCACUCUUAUUACCUUUAUUAUUAUUUUGGUGGUUGGGGGCUGGCAUUGCAAAAGUAUAGGUGAUGGAAUUAUUUUAUACUUGAUAUUUGUUUAUUUUGGUGCUAUAUUUAAUUUAUUGGUUCCCCCUCCCCCUUUUCCUUCU